Haliotis rufescens (red abalone) is the source of this 3956-nucleotide messenger RNA. RefSeq lists its product as uncharacterized. The transcript is spliced from 10 exons. The record is from RefSeq and is a predicted model, not a curated record. Lineage: Eukaryota; Metazoa; Mollusca; Gastropoda; Lepetellida; Haliotidae. The coding region runs from base 5 to 2518 and encodes 837 amino acids.
CAACAUGGCGUCUGCGGGGAACACAGGUUCUGUGUACUUUUCCUGGAUAUUCUUAGUUUUCAUUCUCAACUGCCUUUGUUUAAAGUUCGUCAUCUCUGAGAACUUAACCUUCUGGCUGGAUCCUGCAGUCAAUGAAGACACAACACAUUCAGACUAUAACGUUGGGAAUAGACGGAUAAACUGGUGGGAUGCAGCACAGUCGGGGUGUUCACAGUUCGGUGGAAACCUGUACAUACCGCAGUCACAAAACCUUCCUGGAGCUCUCCUUGGACAGAUGAACUGGGGAACCUAUUACUGGAUCGGAGCAGUGAAAUAUCCUACAUGGAUUUGGACAGCCGAUCAAUCGAAUCUGUACACUUAUGUAGGCUAUUUGCCUUUGCCCACAUUUAGGCAAAACUCGACUCUGGAGGGAAAUUCAGCUUUAACCUGCCAUCAAUAUUGCGGAAAAUCAAUACUUGGACUACGGGGAAAUGACUGCUACUGUCUGGGAAACUUUGUGCAUGGCAUACCGUCCUUUCACUUUGGAGUGAGAUGUCCAGGAAACUAUGACGAAUACUGCGGUGAUGAAGAUGGAAUUUCUGUGUACAAACAAGAAAGCAUCAGGGCUAUUCCAAGUUUUGAUAGCAAAUGCGGUUUUAUCAGUGUGAGCAAAACGUGGCCAAAUAUUAACAAUCCCUAUUCUUACACGCAUGGCAACCUAUUACCUACUACCUACUACCAUACAGUGUCCCUGGAAAGCAAUUGUUAUACUACCAGGAGAUCGGCUUGUGAGAAGAACAUUACCAGACACAUUGUUGAGAACCGGUGGACAUGGACCUGUCGUGGAAAUGUUUGCUUAUCACACGCACAUCGUACCUUUUAUGCAUCAAACCAGAAGUGUGACUUGGUAAAAGUUACACAUGGAAACAUCGAGCAUCUGACUCAGGCAAUAGUGGAACUGUCCGGGUACAGAGAAACUUACUGGAUUGGUCUCCAAAGAAUUUCUGUAAAGAAAUGGAAUAACGGUAGUGAUAUGCUGCUCACAGCCGACGACUACUUCGGUGUUGGUGCUGUUCUACCUACAUGCCUGGCGGUGUGGAAGACGUACUACAACAGUGUACAGUUCCACUGGUUAGAGUGUCAGAGCAAACACCUAUCUAUUUGUGAAAAAGUGAAAGUAAGAACUACAAAACCACCAACUCGGAUGUCGACACAUUCCACAAACUCGCCUACACCGCCACACAUUGAUCCUUUGUCAACAUCAGACGUUGUGCAUCCCUCUUCCACUCACAGGACCACAACAAAGAAAUCAAAACUGGAAGGUGCGGCCGACUCUGAACGACAUUCGAACAACGGCAAUGUUGGUAUCUAUGUUGGUUGUUCCAUUGCUGCAGCGGUUAUCUGUGUUUCUCUCAUUCUACUCCUUGUAUCAUACAGACAGAGGCGUCUGUGCUUCAAAGACAAACGGUCUGUUUCAACUUGCCACAACGUUCACUUCAAUUAUGCUGCGGACAAUGCCACGUACUCAGAAGCUGCUGCUCCAACAAGAGUCCCAGUCGGCCUUGAAAUGCCUGUGUCCUCCGACAGUUCUCCAUAUUACUCUGUCGUGCCUGUCGCCAGAGUGACACCAAACAACCACGCCAAUGGGUCGUCACGACAGGACCCCGAGAUAGAGAAACAGAGAGAUUACUAUAACAUUAAGCCUGUGGAAAAUAGUGAUGCCGUUUCAGGUUCUCAACAGCUGCCGGACAAUGGUCAGUAUGUGGUUCCCAAAGUAGGCAUGAGUAAAACUACAGGCAAGCACCCGGUGUCCAGAAAGCCUGUUGCACAUUACCAGAAUACAGAACAACCAGACUACGCUGUUCCUCGUGCCAGGGACGUUGAGGUUGAUGGAACAAGAGAUGAUGACAACGCUGGCAUCUAUCAUCUCGCUGGAGAGGUCGAUCAGGACAAUGUCUAUACCCUGUCCCGUGCCAUAGACGAACAUAGCAGAGAUACGACAAUGCUAGAGGCUCCCUACAACACACUUGGGCAAGACAUGACCCCGGGAAAGAAACUCACAGGAACUGGUACUUAUGACAGAUUGAUUCAUCCGUCUAAAACAGAUGCUUGUGACCCAGUAUCACGGGACCGUCAUAUGAAGAUUGGUGACAACACUUACAGCCAUAUAGGACAGGGAGACCAUGACGCUGACAAUAAUUACGACACCACACGACACCGACAACAACGACCAAGCCUGGAUGAUUACAGUCAUACAGAUGUUCUUAACGCUGUAUCAGAGGACGGUGAGGAUGAUGGGGAAGAUGUUGACGACACCUACCAUUUUAUCAACGACACGGAGGAGGCCAAUGCAACGCAUGGAAAGGCUCAUCCUGUCUAUAGCAACACUGGAAACACUCAUGCUCAAGCUGUUGAUGAUGCUGAUUAUUACAAUUUACCUUUCGUUACCGACAGGGGAAAUGCCAACUCCUCAGAAGACCCUGCUUCACAAGGAGGCGACGAUGUGUACAGCCUAGCAAGAACAGUCUCUGACGCAUGAAGAACCACACCGAGUAGAUCACUCACACAGAAAAGGGCGAUGAAACGUUUAUUCCAUCAAUCAAACAUUUUAAGUUAAUUUUAACAUUUUAACUUUAAUUAAGUUUUCAAUUUUAUUGUUUUAGGAUAAUGUUAUUUGUUAAGAGGUGUUAAAAUCCUGUAUCAUUAUAUACUUCAGAGUUUUCCUAAGUUGUGAAGGUGAUAUUUUCCUUGCAGUGAAGUAAAGACUUGAUAUUUCACUGCAGUAAACGUAACACUUGAUAUUUCACUGCAGUGAACAUAACACUUUGACUGAACUAUUGCCAUACAAAAGUCAAUUCACCGCAAAUUGUCUCCCCUUAUCGUCAAUGUCUAGCCUGUACAGAAACUGUUGACUUCCUUUUAAUUAACAGAUGGUCAUUUAUUAAGUUAAUGUCGCUGCUGGCCGUUUGCUAUUUUUCGCUGAAAAUGUUUUGUUAUAAACUGUAAAUUUCUCAUUUAACUCGUCAAUCGAGACUGUUCGUCUCGCGAAGCGCGAUUUUUGUUAUUUUACCAGCGUGCAUUCUCCUAGAUUUCAAGAAAAUCUUUGUUUAAGUUGAUUUUGUAUUUAGUCAUAUACCAAUGUACGACGAACAAUUGCCAUGACUUGUUACUUUUCUUUAUAUGUUUUAAGAUUUUGCAAACCCGGAAUUACCUUUUAAGUCGCAAUUACAAGGGGAGGUGAAACAUCCCUUCGUGUUAGGAAGGAAUAAUUUACAUUUCAAAGUUUAACAUUUGUAAUUCAAUAAAUCAAUUUUCCGGUGGACAUCUACACAAAAAGAAUAUAAUAAUCAGGAUAUUCUAUGUGUCUCGUGAAAUAUGCUCUAUAUAUUUAUGUUUAUUUCAUAGCCACGGGAUGCGACGCUUCACGUAUACGCAACUGCAAACUGUAAGCAUUCAGGGACUUGUUUGAGAAGUCCCAAUCGAAUAUUCGGAAGUGCUAUCGAGCACGAGUCGAUGUACUGUGUAUGUUUAAGACUGUACUCAUGUAUGUACGAUGUUGCAAUGGAAGCACCCAAAUGAAGAACUAUACAUUAACAUUAAACCUAAUGAAUGUAAUUUUAUGAUACAUUAUAACCUUGUUAAUCCGGACGGUGCGGUUCUUAUUGAAUCGUUCGUGUUAAGAAAUAUCCUGAUUAAUCCUCGGUUACACAGUAAUGUCCCUCUAAUUCUAUAUAGUCGUUAACAAUAGAAAUGGUCAAGAAGGCGGGGUACCUGGAAUGUAUAUUUUCUUGACAUAGACACGAUUCUUUACAGACCCCGUGAUAUAGCCUGAUAGUGCUGGAUGCGGCGUAAAGUAACAUUCACUCACACACUCAUACCAUGCGGACCCGUGAAGAUUCCGGGGUAGAAUAGGUCUUCCGCAACCCAUGCUUGUCGUAAAAGGCGACUAACGGGAUCGGGUGGUCAGACUCACUGAC